AUGGAGUAUGACGAUUGGGACCAAUCUUAUAAUGAAGUUUCCAGAUGGUUACAAGCUACCCAACAAACUAAUACUGGGACAAUUUUCCAACUUUCCGGUCCUUCAGUUAAUGUUGAUGGUGAGGAUGCGACACCCAAAUACAUUAUGGAACGUUGCUUCUGGUUUAUAAUGGUUGAGAAUAACAACCUUUUAGCAAACAUGUCAGUCUUGCGUCAUCAAGACGACCACAUCACGAACCAGAUGUGGGAAGAAAACGAGAGAGUGCUCCGGCUAAGACAUCAUUCUAUCUGGAUUUUGAAAUAUACAGAUCUGAUUGACCCUAGAGUCAGAAUGUUAAUUGAUCAAGUUGGUUUUGGCCACGUUUUGAAAGUGGAUAAUAUGAAGAUUAACCACCUCAUGGUAACAACACUUUACGAAAGGUGGAGGAUUGAAACUCACACCUUCCACAUGCCACUAGGCGAAACAACUGUCACCUUGGAGGAUGUUUCACUCCAAUUGGGGGUGCCAAUAGAUGGUGAACCCUUCACCAGUUGUAGUUCUGGAAACCUCCUGAAAUUGUGCCAAAAAUUAUUGGGGGACAUUCAACCCGAAAAUAUGUUCACAGGGAACCAGAUAAAGUCGUCGUGGCUAAAUACCAGAUUUCAAGAAUUACCAAAUAACGCCAACCUAGGAACAAUUGGACAGUAUGCACACACUCACAUCCUAAUACUAAUUGACAGUAUGUUAAUGCUAGGUACAUUAGCUAGUCUCGUGCAUUUUAUGUAUUUGCCAUUGUUAAGAGACUUGGUUCAUGUUUCUAACUUUAGUUGGAGAUCCGUAGUGUUGACAUGUCUGUAUCGUGCAUUGGAUCAUGGUACAAAGUUCCAACAAGACAACAUUGGUGGAUGCAUAUUACUGCUGCAAUGUUGGGCAUGA
This is a messenger RNA of Vigna unguiculata (cowpea), 915 nucleotides long. Lineage: Eukaryota; Viridiplantae; Streptophyta; Magnoliopsida; Fabales; Fabaceae. The record is from RefSeq and is a predicted model, not a curated record.